Messenger RNA from Balaenoptera acutorostrata (minke whale), 1793 nucleotides. RefSeq names its product spermatogenesis-associated protein 2-like protein. The transcript is spliced from 2 exons. Gene Ontology annotation, cellular component: cytoplasm. The record is from RefSeq and is a predicted model, not a curated record. Bases 55 to 1518 code for a protein of 487 amino acids. Lineage: Eukaryota; Metazoa; Chordata; Mammalia; Artiodactyla; Balaenopteridae.
CUGGCCUGGGAGGCCCACAGGACUCUCGUCCACAUCCAGUCUCUCGGAGCCGCCAUGAGCCGGCCCCGACCCCCAGGCCCAGACGAGGAUGCUCUUGAGACCCUCCUGGAUGACCUCAUCAGCUACUACCUGGAUAGGGCAGGGGAGGGCCGGCUCGGGGUCUGCAGGCAAGCAGCUCUCACCUGCAGGGCCCAGCGGCUGCUGGUCACAGGGGUCCCUCCUCAGCUCUAUCUGCCUGAGGAUGUGGCCCCUGAUCUGGGGACCACUCACUCCCAGGGGGCUCCCAGCUCUGCCCAGCACAUCUGCCACAAACUGGUGCGGGCACUGGAAUUCCUAGAGCUGAUCUCCGUCAACCUACUCCUGUUUCCCUGGAGGAAGGAAAUCAUGUCCCUGAAGACAUACACAGGGAACUUUGUCUACUGGGUGCGGCCUGUGCUUUCUGAACACACACUGCAGACCAUCCUGGGCAGGCUGGGCUACAUGGCCACCUCCGAGGCCGAGUUUUCACUGGUCCAGGCCGUCAGCGAGGAGGACACCAAGCAGAUAGUGUUUGAGAUCUUCCUGACGAGAGUCAUGUGUGAGGCCGUUCUCGGAACCUCGGGCAGGCAGCUCCUCGGGCCGGGCAGAGAGAAAGUGGACGGGCCCCACUGCAGGCCGAGCUCAGAGAGAGGGCUGCUGAAGACCCACAAGGGCCUGAAGGAGGCCCAGUCAAGCCCAGGCCCCUCAGCAGGGGCGAGGACUGAGAGGGCCCUGGCUGAAAGCCCUGAUGGUCAGCGCUCUCUGCCUGUGGCCUUUAGCCUGCCUGAGAUCUCAAUAGCCCCCGGCAGCCCCCUCACUGGCCCCCCGGUCUCCUUGGGGCCCCAGCACUGUACCAGCACACGCUCGGACAGUGAGGAGUUCCUGACCUGCUACAGCGACCUUGUGCUGCACCAGACACCCUUGUUCCCCAGGGACCAUCCCCUGAGCAGCCUGAAGGGAAAACAACUCCAGAGCCCAGGUCUGGGGCCCAGCCCACCGCCAGGGGAGGCAACUGUCCCCGCAGGUAGCAGCAGCGAGCCGCCCCUGGUCCCCAGCACAGCUCCUGAGAGCAAAGGGGUCACCUUUCCCGGCCAGCUCUGCCUGGUACAAGGCCCCCAGUUGUCAGAGAAUUCCUUGGACCCAAAGCCAGAAGCACAGCUGGAGUUGGCCACCCCUGGUACAGAAGCUGCACCUCCAAGUGCUUCCUCUGAGAUGGAUGAGCUCUGUGAGUACCUCGCCCACCUCCUCAGACCCCCAACUCCAGCAGGCCACCCCGGGGGCUCCCCUGGCCCAGGGGUUGAGGAGAAUGGACAAUCAGAGCCUCUCAUGAGGCCAGAGCCAGCCGGUGAGGGUGGCAGCCCAGACGGUAGAAUCACUCAGCUCUGGAGGUCUCCUCAGGCCCCCUCUCAUGUACAAGAGCCCCCCAGUGCUCACUACGUCCCCCCGGAGGGGCUGGAGGUGCCAGGUGCCACACGAGGAUACUACACGAGCAACAGCUGAGACUGUCACCCCUGGAUGGCACAGGGGCCGACACCUGACUAAGCCAAUUGCUCUUCUGCCAGGAAGGUGACACUUGGGAGAGAUGGUGGAUCUGGGACCACAGUGGGGACAGCAGCCAAACCCACAGCUUGUCAGCCACAGGGACAAACCUGCUAAUCCCAGCUGGUCUCAGGUCCCAGCACUGCCACCUAUAGACUGUGUGACUUUGGGCCACUUACUGCACCUCUCUGAGCCAUGUUUCCUCGUCUCAAAGUGGGUGUGGUGUCAGAUCUACC